Molecule: messenger RNA, 5166 nt
Organism: Esox lucius (northern pike)
Lineage: Eukaryota; Metazoa; Chordata; Actinopteri; Esociformes; Esocidae
Gene: plpp2b
Product: phospholipid phosphatase 2b
Exons: 6
Coding region: 399-1259 (286 amino acids)
Biological process (GO): phospholipid dephosphorylation; phospholipid metabolic process; signal transduction
Molecular function (GO): phosphatidate phosphatase activity
Source: RefSeq, a predicted model, not a curated record
GCAACGAAAGGAAGUGGGAAGGAGGGAUCAGUGGCUGGCAUGGUGUAUGGAGGUGGUGUGGAGAGGGUAAUCGUUUUUGUUGUACGCCUUAACUACUCCGAAGACGGGGGUUUUCGUUUUCAGUCCUGUCCGUAACCACAAUAAGCCCGAGAAGGGCGCACGAUUUUAACAUUGUCGCCGCUUGAGUCUAAAUUUGGAACGAGUAUUUUUACUUAAAACUGCACACCUAGGUGUCAACAUCGAUUGUCAGGUAGGGAAGUGUAGACUAAGAUCCGGAAGAACUCGCUGUACAGGUUCUUUGAAGACAAUUUACUCAACGAAUUCUAUGGACUCACGACUCGUAAACUAAGUUUUCUAACAAGUUACAUAAUCUGACAACGUCCAUCAAGAGAAGUAUAAUGGAGGACUUGAAGAAAAAAAAGCUGUAUGUCUUGAUGGAUGUACUGUGCGUGAUAGUGGCUUCGUUGCCCUUCAUCAUCAUGACGCUUGUUUUCCGGCCUUACAAGAGGGGUGUGUACUGUGAUGAUGAGGACAUCAAGUACCCCCUGAAGCCAGACACCAUCACGCAUGCCCUUCUGGCCGCAGUCACCAUCUCCUGCACUGUCGUCAUUAUAUCUUCAGGGGAGGCCUACCUGGUCUACAGUAAGAGGAUCCACUCCAACUCUCAGUUCAACAGGUAUGUGGCAGCGCUCUACAAGGUGCUGGGUACCUUCCUAUUUGGAGCAGCUGUCAGCCAGUCAUUGACAGACCUGGCCAAAUUCACCAUUGGACGCCCACGGCCCAAUUUUAUGGCUGUCUGCAACCCCAAGGUCUGCAAAGGCUACAUGCUGGAUAUCAACUGCACCGGCGACCCACGUGACGUCACUGAGUCCAGGUUGUCUUUCUAUUCCGGACACUCCUCCUUUGGGAUGUACUGUAUGCUGUUUUUGGCUCUGUACGUCCAGGCGAGGUUGAGGGCCAAAUGGGCCAGACUCCUGCGACCCACAAUCCAGUUCUUUCUGGUGGCCUUUGCAGUGUACGUUGGCUACACCCGUGUGUCCGAUUACAAGCACCACUGGAGUGACGUUCUGGUGGGGCUCCUUCAAGGCGCUCUCAUUGCCAUCCUCACAGUGCGGCAUGUAUCAGACUUCUUCAAGCAGCGUCCUCCCCGUUGCUCCAGACCAGAGACGGCUGAGAAUGAAGAACUGGGGCGCAAACCCAGCCUCCAGAUCGCAGACGCCGAGCACAAUAACCAUUAUAGCUACCCAAGGCCUGUGUGAGAGGGACUGACCCAGGUGGCCCUGGACUAUAUCAACCACCCUCACAACAAACUCUCACAAACCACUGGACUGACAGAGGGGGCUCCGAACCCUCUAUGCCCUUGGAGCACAGCUCCCUUCCAAAAACAUGACUCACUCUCCCUAUGAGUGCGAGAAGAAUUUUGUACUGAUGUUAUAUGUUGGCUUGUUUUUUAAUAUAUCCAAAUUGUGUUUUUAUGUAUUUUUUAAGCAAUGGUUUAGGAGAGAAUACAGGACAUUCAGAAAACAAAGAAAGAGAGAGAAAUUCCAUUCUUUGAGAAGAUGUCUAGAGUUGUCUUAUUUUAGUGCACCUUAUAGCUGUAAUCAGAAGUAAUCAGAACUUCAGUGGGAGUUGGGAUUGAUGCUGGUGAAUGUUUCACCUAUGUGAAAUGGACCGCAGACCGUUAGAAAUGGGGAUAUUGAUUGUGUAAGCUUUGUGUGUUCAUGAGUUAUAUACCACUAAAUCAUAAACUAUCACUGCAAAAGUUUGGCACAAAUAUUUUAGAAAAUUUGAAAUUACUAAUAUAACUGCAAAUGAUGUGCAUUUUGGCCCCUUUUUUAAAGAAUAUAUAAAAAUGUAAGAGAAAAAUAAUGUUAAUUAAGAUGUUCUAACAGUAACAUUUCUCCUUUGACAAGAAUCAAAGGUAUUUGGAAAGUGUCUUUUAAUUUAUUUUAUAUUAUAGAUUUACUUUAUUCAUAAGGUUGGAAAUUCAGUUGCAGCUAAAUAUAUUGAGACCCGUACACCUUUCUUAAAUAAUUCCUUAUUUCACAAAUACAUUGAAGGAAAUGUCCAGUCUCCACACCUUAUUGAAUUUUCAGCUUUGUUUAACCUAUUUUUUUUUAAAUCAAUAGCUGGUUCUUUAUUGAACAGCCUUUGGCCAAGAUAACUGCAGAAAAAAGCUUUAAGCUUUCUACACCUUUCUGCUGAUAAUUUGUCCAACUCUUCAGCACUGCUUAACUUUUUGAGGAAUUCCCUCCACCAACUGCUGUUUACAGCUUGCGCCAUAGGUUAUGGAUGUGAUUCAGAUCUAGACAAUUUCUUGGCCACUUCAGAACGGUCCAGUGUUUCUUAAUCAUUCCAGAGUGCCUUUGAUGUGGUUUUGUUUAUGUUGUCCUGCUGGUGGAAUUAUUUGACAGUACAGAUUAGCACUGCUUACCAACGUUUAAAUCAAGUAUUCAAGAAAAGGGAAACCCUCCGUUCAAGCAUUGAGGCUACAUAUUGCUGUGGGCUUGAUUUGCUGUCUUGUUCUGAUGGCCUUGAAUGUGUGCAAGGCAUCAUGAAAGUCAUUAAGAGCAUCCCUCAACUACUCAAAUACCAUUUUGGUUAAAAAUCCUAUCACAAUCGAUGGAUAUUAUAAAGGUGGUUUCAAUAUUGUGUUUAAAAUGCAUUCUGGGACUUUUGAGAGUAACAAACUAUUGAAACCUCCCAAUGUGAGCUAGAUGUGUAAUAAUGCUGUAUCUUCAAGAAAUAGAAUCACUAUCAUACCUCCGUUAGCCAUGAAAUUUGAAGCCAUGAAGUUUGAAAGCGAGUAGUUUUGAUAAAAUGGGGCACAUAUUAGCACAUACAAGACAAACACAUAAAUCCUGGAAUGCAUCUUUAGAGAAAACCGGGAAUUAUUUAGGAAAUGUACAAGGUUACCAGUUUUUUGGCCCUAACUGUAUCUAUUUUGUUAGCAUUGUUUAGUUAUUCAUAGGUUACACCUGCCUACACCACAGGGGGGCUUGGAAAUACAACAACGUUUUUUGAAUAGCUCAAAUUUAAUAGACUCCCCGCCAUAUUAACUACAUAGUUUUUGUUAUACUGCAUCAAAAAAGUUUGGUGACCUCAAUAUGAUGACAAAAGGUUUAGCUACUCUUUUUUGUUUGCCUUUAGAGAUGGUAUCUUGUUUUCAAGUCAUAGUAAUGCACUUUAGACCAAAUCUAAUCAGCUAAUUGAGGGUGCAUUUUGUAGAUUGCUCAGUUGGACAUCAGCCCCGAACCAAACAUUCAGAACAGUGUUGUGAGGACAUAUAAAUCAAUGUAGUGUGCAAAAACAAUUACCCCCUGCUAGCCACUAUGAGCCACAAAUACUGUAUCUGCUUAUCAUGUGACAUUUUUCAUAGUGCAUGGCGAAUGUGUGUAAAUAUGCAUGUGAGUAGGUUCUUGUGUUUUUUUUUUUUCUUCUGUGGCCUAUGUCAAACCAGUGUCUUCUUGGACUAGAGCCUAUAAAGAAAGCCACAAAAUUAUUUGUUUCCAAGUUCACGGCAUGAACCAAAAGCCUCAAUGGGCCUUUAAGGGUUGCCAUGAUAUGGAGCAUCAUUGUAGUCAUUUAUUGAAAGUUGGUAUACUGCUUUAUGCAAAGUUCAAAUGUUUCCUUUUUUGUGUGAAGGGAGUAAUGGGACUAAGUAGUGAAGAACUCCUUCACAGUGACUAAGUCCUUCUUGGCACCGGAGGACUGACGACAGAUCAAGUCGGCUCUCGUAAACAGAGGCUCAUCUGGUAGUGAUUGUGAGACUCGGAGGGCUUACUCUGACCUGGAACUGUGGAAUGGCCAGGCCCUCAGUGCAGACUUUUGGAGACGUGGUCCCUCGACUUCAAGACUUUUAAAGACUUUGCUUUGAAUUCCAGAAAUGAGAACCACCUGGCGUUUUGUUGUUAAUCAUCUUGCCUGUGUAUUACCGAAUCACUCUGCCUAAAUGUAACCAUAAAACAGUAGUAUGAAAAUGUUAUGUGUUUCAGUGACAUCCAGGUUUCCAUCAUCAAAGGCCCUGGUUAGCUUUUUUCUGUGUAGUGCGCUAGCCUUGUUCUUGGUAGUAGUGUUACCUAAUGGCACUACUCCCUUUAGAGGAUUGGUUUCUUAGAAUGUGUCUGGGUUGGCCGUUUUUUGUAUGUCAACAUUAUGCUGUUCUAUUCACUCAUCCUUCUAUUCAUAGCUGUGUCCGUAUACAUACACAAAAGGAUUUAAAAAUAAAUAUAGAAUGUUCUUGAAGAAGUCUACGAAGAUAGCGUUCAUCAGGGUUUGACCUUCGAUGUGUGCAUCUUGUCAUACAUUCCGUUCCUCAUUUAAACCACAUUUAGUGUUUUGUAGUAUCGUUAAUAUCUGCUGAAUAAUGGAAUACUAGUGUUGGACAUUUAUUUCUCCCCAGAAAUUGUAUAUGUCCACACAGUUGCAUUAUUAUGGUGCAUCCUACUUAUUUGUUAACUAAAGCAUCUUGUCAAAUUGACUGAGAUGAGCAAAGGUUAAACACGAGCGGAAAUCACUCUGUGCUUGUUGGGUGAUUGCCCUUUACUGGCUCCAGUCAAUUUAACCACAGGAGGCCGAUAAAGUUGUUCUUUAGAAUUUCUGUAUAUAUACAUCUAUAUAAUGCUUGCAGAAAAUGUUUCAGAUCCAUUCACUUUCUCCACAUUUUCUUGCGUUAAAGAAAUGUUUUAAAUGCAAAAUUUUAUCUUCAAACUACAAACCUGUUUCCAAAAAAGUCUGGACGCUGUGUAAAAUAGAAUUUUAAAACACAAUGCAGUGGUGUGCAAAUCAUUUAAUCCCUUUUUUUUUUAUAUAGUACAAAGAGAACAUAUCAAAGGUUGAACCAGAGAAAUUGUAUUGUUUUUUGUAAAAUAUAUGCCAAUUUCGAAUUAGAUGCCAGCAAUACGUUUUGAGAAGGGGCAAGUUUUUUACGCAGUUGCAUCUCUUUAACAAUACUCUAUAAGCGUUUUGGAACUAAGGUGACCAAUUGCUGUAGUUCUGAAAGUGAAAUGUUUUCCCUCUCUUGUUUGAUGUAGGAUUUCAGCUGCUCAACAGUUCAUGGUCUCGUUUGCAGUAUUUUAUGUUUCAUAAUGCGGCAAAUGUUUUCAGUGGGUGACAGGUCUGUACUGCAGGCAGGCCAGUUUAACACCCGGACUCUUUUUCUACAGA